UGCAUGCUUCCUAACCCCGGAGCUCCAGAGGACAGAUCAAUGUUAAUUCUUCCAUUCACCACUCAGUGCAGCGCAGCACAUCCUCCCAAAGCAACAUGUUAAUGGCUCGAGCUGAACUCAGUAUUGGGUUUCUGCUGUUGCUGACCUGUGGCUCAUCAAAUGCACAGGGCUGGGGGAGUUGGCUGUGGGGGGGUUCAGAGAAAACAACCCUUCCUCCCACAGAAGCUGCCAGUACCGAGGAGCAGACAGCACAGCAGUUUGCCACGCCUGAGGCUACCACCUUUAACACCCCCCUUGAAAGCACUACUCAGCAAAAGGGAAGAGUGUGGACUAUAUUUACCCUUAAGAGGUCAGACUUCACUGCAACCACAGCGAUCCCUACAGCUACAUCGCCUGCCGAGCUGAAAAGGAGAGAAGGGAAUAUUGCAGGGGUGGGGGCUGAAAUACUUAAUGUAGCUGAGGGGAUUAGGAAUUUGGUUCAACAUUGGGAUGAAAAGACAACCGAAGGAACAGAGAGGACCGAGGCACCUGCAACAGCUGAUCUUCUGACAGCAUCAUCUAUCCCUGUUAUGGAGCCAGUGAGCAUCCAGAAUGUUACUGCCAACUCUAGCGGUGAUAUGCAGACCUUGCUGGAAACUGGACAGCCAGAGCUGGUUUUCUCAGUGACUACAAAGCCUGCUCUUUUGUGGAACAAGACUAAAGUUUUCUUAAAGAAGCCUGAGAUGCCACUCCCAGGUAGUGCUUCUUUCUCAUUUUCACCAGAUGAUCAUGCCAAUGGCACCCUGCUGGCUUUUCAAGAAUCCACAGAUGUGGGGCAAAAAAGUGCUACCACCCCAGAAACAAGGGCAGCCCAGGGAGUUUUCUCAGAAAAACAAGGAAUUUUAUCCAGUGCAAAUGUUUUGGAAUUGCAGGAGCUUCAGGCUAAUAGCAGCAACCAUGUGCAUGUUGGAAUUCCAUCCAAGGUGGUGGGUGCUUUAGACAACUGGCUAUUCAAUUAUGUUACAAACUCAAACAAAUCAAAUGGCAAUAGAACCCAUCUCAGUCUUAAACACCAUCCUUUAUUUAAGCAUUCUGGGGUAGUAAUAGCUGAUGCAAAUAAGAACCACUCUAGUGAUUCUGUUUCUAAUUCAAAUGCAACUAAUGUUAUGGAUUUUUCCCCUGCCAAUAAUUCUGACUCUGCUGAGUUUCUACUAACCUACACUAUGCAACAUUUUAGCAAUAGUAGCACAGGGCUUCCUUCCUUCUUUCCUGGAUUGACUCCAGCAGUUGGCCACUGCUUGCCUUCACCAACCAAGCUGUCAUAUUGCAACAACCUGGGCAUGAAGCAUUUCCGAGUGCCGAAUUAUUUGCAUCAUGGCAGUGAGGAGGAAAUUCGGGCUGCUUUGCAUGAAUGGGAGGGGCUUCUUAAAUCUCGGUGUCACCGCUACUUGGAGUGGUUUUUCUGCUUGCUACUGGUACCUGGGUGUAGUGCUUCUCUUCCAAUAACUCCUCCACCAUGCCGGGGAUUUUGUGAGGCCCUGAAAGAUCUAUGUUGGAUUCAUUUGAAAGAGGGCCAACUCCCAAUAUCAUGUGACUCUCUUCCAGCGGAGGAUGGUGUAUAUUCAUGUGUAUUUGUUAAUGUUUCAGCAGAAAAUUUCAGCACAGAAGUUGGUCUUUUAGAGCUGAUUGGGGAUCCCCCGCCAGACCAGAUAACCAAAGUCUAUGGUCCAGAUAACAGUCCUGGCUAUGUGUUUGGACUGGAUGCCAACACUGGACAAGUGGCUCGUUACCACCUCCCCAGUCCUUUUUACAGAGACUUCUCACUCUUGUUCCAUGUGCAGCCCACAACAGACAAAGCAGGGGUGCUUUUUGCUAUUACGGAUGCCUCUCAGUCAAUCAUUUAUGUUGGUGUGAAGCUAUCAGAGGUGAAAGAUGGGAAGCAGCAGAUCAUCUUCUACUACACGGAGCCUGGCUCUCAGAACUCCUAUGCCGCUGCCACAUUCACAGUGCCUUCCCUGGUCAGUCAGUGGACUCGCUUUGCCAUCGGUGUGGAGGAUGAGGAAGUGGUUCUCUACAUGGACUGCGAGGAGUUUGAGCGGGUCCAUUUUGAGCGCUCACCUGAUGAGAUGGAUCUGGAAGAUGGUUCAGGGCUUUUUGUGGCACAAGCUGGAGGAGCUGAUCCUGAUAAAUACCAGGGUGUCAUUGCCGAACUGAAAGUGAAAGGAGAUCCUCGGGCAGCUGAUGUCCAGUGUGAGGAAGAAGGGGAUGAUUCUGAUAUGAUGUCUGGAGAUGGUGGAAGUGGAGCUGAAGAAAAGCAACAGCCAUCAGAAAAGGAAAGGGUGACUCCAUUGCUCUCUAGUCUGCCAGAACCCCCACCUGUCACUUCUCCCCCAACUGCCAAAAAGCCCACACAGCCAGAGGAGAAACUCCACCUGCAAACAGAACUAACCAAACUGGAAGAGAGGCCACCAUUUGCUUCAGGAGUUGGAGCCAAAGGAGAGAAAGGGGAUCCUGGUGAAAAAGGUGAACGUGGCACUAAAGGGGACUCUGGAGUUGGUGAAGUUCUGUCGACAAAUGGUGCUAAAGGUGAAAAGGGAGAAAAAGGAGAGCUGGGUGUUAAGGGAAAUGCAGGCUUUGGGUAUCCAGGUUCGAAAGGACAGAAAGGUGAGCCUGGUGCUAAAGGGUCUCCUGGCUCUGCUGGCCCCCCAGGCCCUCCUGGGACCAUCGUGCAGCAUCCUGAUGGCUCUGUUGUAGAGCGGGUUGCUGGGCCUGCAGGACCCAUGGGCCCAUCAGGGCCACCUGGGAAUGAUGGCGUGCCUGGAAAGGACGGAGAGCCCGGAGAUCCUGGUGAAGAUGGUAAACCAGGUGAUGUUGGCCCUCAAGGAUUCCCUGGAACCCCAGGAGACGCUGGCCUGAAAGGUGAAAAGGGCGAUCCAGGCAUUGGUCCAAGGGGUCCCCCUGGGCCUCCAGGGCCACCUGGACAACCGGGAUUCAAUUCUAAAUUGGACAAGUUGACAUUUAUUGAUAUGGAAGGCUCUGGUUUUGGAGGUGAUUUGGAAACGUUGCGUGGCCCCAGAGGACCACCCGGGCCUCCAGGUCCACCUGGUGUGCCUGGCUUACCUGGACAACCUGGAAGAUUUGGGACGAAUAGUACUGACCUUCCAGGGCCUCCCGGCCUCCCUGGAGUGCCAGGCAGAAACGGCAUCCAAGGACUUCCAGGGCUUCCUGGCCCUCCUGGUCCUCCAGGAAGAGAAGGGAUUGCUGGCCAACCUGGGUUGAAUGGAGCAAGUGGAGAACCAGGAGAAGUAGGCCUUCCAGGAGCAACUGGACCUAAGGGCAGUAAAGGAGAUAUAGGGUUACCGGGAGCACCGGGUGAAACUGGCCUGGCUGGCCUUCCUGGGCCCAUAGGUCCCCGAGGACAACCUGGUCCUCCUGGUCCACCUGGACCAGGCUUUGUGGCUGGAUUUGAUGACAUGGAGGGCUCAGGGCUGCCGUUUGUUUCUGCUGUUCCUGGAGCACGUGGACCAGAAGGGCCACAGGGGCCACCAGGGCUUCCAGGACUCAAGGGAGAUGCUGGCAGCCCUGGCCUCCCUGCUUUGCCAGGAGAGAAGGGAGACCCUGGAUUGCCGGGUCUGGAUGGUCGCCCUGGACUAGAGGGUUUGCCAGGACCACAGGGGGCAACAGGUGACCGUGGGGACCCAGGGGCUAAAGGUGAACGAGGUCAAGAUGGAAUAGGACUGCCAGGUCUUCCAGGACCCCCAGGACAAGUCACUUUCCUAUCAAGUGGUGAUAAAACUUUACCUACAUUGCCAGGCCCAGAGGGCAAACAAGGGCAUGCUGGUUUCCCAGGGCCAGUGGGACCAAAAGGUGAUGCAGGAUCCCCAGGUGUUCAAGGAUCUCCAGGUCUGAAGGGUGAAAAAGGGGAGCCAGGUGUUAUCAUUGGCCCUGAUGGAACAGUCAUAGCAACUGCUGCAAAAGGAGAAAAGGGUGAACCAGGCCUAAGAGGACCUGUGGGACUAGCAGGGUCAUCUGGGCGGCCUGGACAGAAAGGAGAAAUUGGCUUUCCUGGAAGACCUGGCCGACCUGGUAUGAAUGGGUUGAAAGGAGAAAAAGGUGACCCAGCAGACCCCAGUGACAGGCUGGGCGUAAGGGGUCCUCCAGGCCUCCCUGGCCCUCCUGGGCCCCCGGGUCCUCCGGGCAGCAUAUUGCCUGUUUAUGACAAUAAUGCAUUUGGUGAUACGGGCCCUCCCGGACCUCCAGGAUUGCCUGGCUACCAUGGUUCUCCUGGUCAGAAGGGAGACAAAGGUGAUGUGGGUCCUCCAGGACCCCCAGGCCAGUCCCCAUACGAUCUCAGCAGAUUUGGCUCCACCUUUAGGGGAGAAAGAGGGGACAGAGGGGACCCUGGGCUGAAAGGUGAAAAGGGUGAGCCAGGUGGAGGAGGACUGUUUGGAUCAAGCGUCGCUGGACCUCCAGGUCCUUCAGGAUAUCCUGGCCUUCCGGGCCCCAAAGGGGACAGUAUUAGAGGCCCCCCAGGCCCUCCAGGCCCCCAAGGGCCUCCUGGUGCAGGAUUUGAGGGGCGCCCAGGGACCCCAGGCCCUCCUGGUCCACCUGGUCCUCCAGGAGCUCCUUCCUUUCCGGGACCUCAUAGGCAAUCUAUCAGUAUUCCUGGGCCACCUGGGCCGCCGGGACCACCGGGACCUCCAGGCAUCAGUGAUGCAUCUUCCUCUUCUGGGCUGCGGAUCUUCCCAACCUAUGAGAGCAUGAUGAGCAGAGCUCAUGAAGUACCUGAAGGGCAGCUCCUUUUCAUCCGGGACAGAGAAGAGCUCUACAUCCGUGUCCGCAACGGCUUCAGGAGAGUCCUCCUUGAGGACAGAAUAGCCAUCUCUGGCCCUGGGCUGGACAAUGAGGUAUAUGACGGGCUUUCUAAUGUCCACUACUCACAUGGAGGAACGGCAUCUUCUGGAUCCCAGCGCCCCUUCCAGCAGCAUUUACCUGUGCAUUCACACAGAGAAUAUAGUGCUUACUCCACUGCCAAGCCCUGGAGAGGAGACGAGAGUGUUGCCAACCAACACCGCGUUCCUGAGCAACCUGCCAUUCACCAACUACACCAAGGAGCACAGCACCAGCAAGAGCCAUUGAACGCCUUCUUUCUCAACCGCCAGCCUGAUGCUGCUCCCUCUGCUGUUCACACACACCAUGACUUCCAGCCUGCUCUCCACCUUAUAGCCCUCAACACUCCGCUGAGUGGCAGCAUGCGUGGCAUCCGAGGAGCUGACUUUCAGUGUUUCCAGCAAGCCAGGGAAGUUGGAUUGACAGGAACUUUCCGAGCAUUCCUCUCCUCCCGACUGCAAGACCUCUACAGCAUUGUGCGCAGGGCAGACAGGAGCACGGUGCCUAUAGUCAAUCUCAGGGAUGAAGUGUUGUUUAAUAAUUGGGAGAACCUCUUCUCAGGGUCUGAGGCUCCAUUCAGAACUGGGGUUCGUAUCCUCUCCUUCGAUGGAAGAGAUGUCCUGAGAGACUCUGCAUGGCCUCAGAAGUACGUGUGGCAUGGUUCUGACUCAAAGGGACGGCGGCUAACAGAGAGCUACUGUGAGACAUGGCGGACGGAUGACACUGUGGUGACAGGGCAGGCUUCCUCGCUGACAUCAGGCAAGCUGCUUGAGCAAAAGAACAGCAGCUGCAAGAACACCUUUAUUGUCCUAUGCAUUGAAAACAGCUUCAUGACUUCUUCCAAGAAAUAAAAAUGGCACACACCAAAAGCUCUGGCUGCAAGUGGAGGAUGGGAGCCCAACUGUUUUCUCCUAAGGAACAGGGGAAUGAGCAGUGGUUCCCUUUCCCAGUCCCAACCAGGAUAAUGUGUCCAACAAGUUCCAUAAUAUAUCAAUCAUGCAGAUAAAUGAGUGAAAAAAGCCAAAGAGUGUCUUCCUAUGAUUUCUAGCACAGAUCUGGUGCUGAACGUUUUGUGCCUCUUCUCCUGGCCUGGCUGCUGUGAAUAAUGCCUGCCGGCUGGAGAGGAUGGGGCAGAACGGGCUUGUGUGCAAGGCAAUCUCCAGGCAAGUGUGGUACAUGAAACAUUAUCUUGCUGUCUUUAAUCCUGCUCAUUUUAACCCUUGACAUUUGUGUGUGCGUGUGUGUAUAUGUGAAGCUUUUGUUUGCCUCUCUUUCCCAUUCCAUUCUUUAUUAACUACUCAGAUGUUCCUUUAAAAAGAAAACCAAGGGCAAGUUGGGAUACAUCAGAAAUACUAUUUAUUGUGCUUAAGGUGGCCUUCAUAAAGCAGAGAGUCCAUUACUGUGAGUGUAGGCCUACAGGUGUUUCUGCAUUACACAACGCUAUACCUAGGCAUUCUUGGCACUGCCUCUUUCUGUUGGGAGCAUGAUGCUAACAGACCCUGCUGGACAGUGCAUGAUCACAAGGCUUUUGUAAAGGUUGAGCUGGCUUUUUUCUGUGAGUGCCCAGGAUAGCAUCAAGGACAAAAAUCCUGUUAAAGGGUCCAGGAAUUUGCAGAAAAGCUCUCCCCCUCCCUCAGCUCUGCCUGACUCACCACCUGCCUUCACUAUUUUCUAAUGCCUUAUUAUUUCCAAUAACACUGUUUUCUUCAUUGCCUGGUUACAAAUCUUGUUGCUGAAUUGGCUGUGUCCUCUGCUGAAACAACAGAGCUAGAGCAGUGAGAUGAAGGCUUCAAGUCCUGCUAUGCACUGCUUCUCCUCACCCCACACCUUGUCUAGUUCUGCAAGAGAUGCAGAGGUGUUGAAAGUAACAGCCUGAAAACUGACUUUGCCAGGGUGGUGACCUUACAGGGCAGAAAGGAAGUAUAAAUUAGGCAAGUCGCAAUUAUAACAAUCAGUAUUCAUUUUUUAAAAAAUCACACUUUUAUAAUUUUUUUGCCAUCUCCUUCCAUUUCCAAGCAAGGAUGCUACAUUUUACCUCUACUAGCCAUAUUCACAGAAAAUAGGCUAGUGCAAAAGCAAAGUGGCAGGCCCUUACAGAACUCCUGGAGCUCAGGAGCUUUUCAGAACCCUUGCCUACAUUCUGUCCUUUAAUCUAGAAGGAGUGUGGCCAAAGCUCAGUGGUGUAGAGCCCAUGUUUUGCAUGCAUAAGGUUCCAGGUUCAAGUCCUGCCACCUCCACUUGAAAAUAACCGGUGAAGUGGAGGAUCCCUACCUGAGACCCUGAAGAGCUGCUGGUAGUCAGAUGGACCUAUAGGGAGCUGCCUUUUUUAGCAGGUCAUAAGACUUAAUGAUUAUCUAUGAAUGUUCUCCUAAAUCUCUUAGAUCUGGAAUCUUUUUAUUAGCAGCUGCUCCAAAAUAAGAGUUAGGCAAUGAGACCCAUGCUUGUCCGGUUGUCCCCUCCCUUCUCGUCCAAUACACCGUGGCAGGAACCACGAGAAAAAGCCAUUCCUAAUGGCUGUAUAUUCAACCUUUCUUCCAAAGAGCAGGAUGGCGGCUGGCCUUGUGCUGACAUUUCAAGGUGUGGGAAGGAUUGGACUUCACAAAAAUAAUCGCUAUUAGUGUGCAUCUGUCACCGCUUUGCUCAUUUUUCAGAAGCAUAAGUAGACAAGCAGUAUUUUGCCAUGUUAAUGCAAAACGAACAGUGAAGGAAAAGCCUGGAGACCUUCUUUGUUCACGGGCUGACCUGUGUGACGGGGUUCCUGCUACACCCCCCUCAACCACAACAGCCUUUCAACUUCAGUGCCAGAAGUCACGGCCAGGCAGAUGCUUGUUGUGUAGCACUCUGAGCGUUUGAGUCAGUUGUGGAAAACCAAGGUGCUAAAUUUCUACCUAGCUUUUAUUUUUUAUUAUUGUCUUACUGAAAUUUUAUUACCAGAGCGGGAGGGAGGGGGAGCCUGUGCAAAUCACACAACCAAUUUCUUACUGUCUACUGUAUUUUGUGAAAUGUUAAUGCAAUUUUAAAAGCCUGUGGAUCUCUACAUCUUUGUCAGUUGUGUUCUAUAAACUUUUCUAAAGGCACUGAAUAAAGGAAAAGUAUCCUCUUUUA
Molecule: messenger RNA, 7974 nt
Organism: Rhineura floridana
Lineage: Eukaryota; Metazoa; Chordata; Lepidosauria; Squamata; Rhineuridae
Gene: COL18A1
Product: collagen type XVIII alpha 1 chain
Exons: 42
Coding region: 96-5720 (1874 amino acids)
Molecular function (GO): protein binding
Source: RefSeq, a predicted model, not a curated record